Messenger RNA from Xenia sp. Carnegie-2017, 549 nucleotides. RefSeq lists its product as uncharacterized. The transcript is spliced from 3 exons. The record is from RefSeq and is a predicted model, not a curated record. Bases 1 to 549 code for a protein of 182 amino acids. NCBI's taxonomy places the organism in Eukaryota, Metazoa, Cnidaria, Anthozoa, Malacalcyonacea, Xeniidae.
AUGAGCUUUGAUAAAAUAUACUCUGUUGAUUCUAUUACUGGAGAUAUUUAUGUCAGCACUAUUAAUGGCUCCAGUAAGAAUAAAUCUGACCAUGCAUCAAGAUAUAAUGACAUAGAAAUUGAUGUAGUUGAGAAUGUGCUUUACUACAUUGAUGACAAUGACAUCAAACGGGGAAAUCUUGCCUUGACUAGAAACGAAAUUUUUGCGAAAAAUGUUUCUGUUCAUGAUAUUACAGUUGACUGGAUUGGUCGUCGUAUCUUUUACAUUGACUCCACGAACAUUAUCUACCAAAUUUAUUUGAAAAAGGAAAUUACAAGUGUUAUGAGGCUUCAACCAGGCUUACAAUUUUCCAGCAUUGCAUUUGACUCAAAACAAGGGUAUCUAUUCUUGGCAGAAAGUACAGAACUUUUCUUAUGGUUAUGGAGCAUGACUGCAAAUAAACAUCAUAUUCUUUCAGUUUCACUUCAGUCAAUAGCAUAUGAUCUAACGCUUGACAUGGCUAAAGAGAAGAUUUAUUGUAUUUGGGGAUUUCAUUUAUAUCAUGACUAG